AACAAAACAUCUAAUGUUAUAUUAAAGCCAGCAGUGUUGACAAAAAAUUGUCAACAACAUACUAAGACACGUACUAAUAUACAAAACACUAAAUACACUGAACGCCACUGUACAACCAUUUACAUUCUACUUUCUGCGCACAGUCUGUGGCGACAUGAUGCUCUCAAACACAAACAACACGGUGUACGAACGCUGCGCAUCGAUCUACAUAUUAUAAACCAGAAAGAGCUUUAUUUGGAAAUGAAAUCUAGAUCAACGAAUCUGCGCGUUUCCGGUUGAAAGCAUUCACAUGCGCCGAAUUAGUGCAUCCAGCGGGAAGUUGUAGUGAUAAUGUGGGUUUCUGUGAGAUAAAUAAUACUGUUAGCUGAUAAAGUAUCCAGUAAACGUUGUAGUUAGUAAUUAAGCGACGUAUAAAAGUAAGGCUAAAAUGAUAAAACUGUGUUCACACUGUACAGGUUGGUUAGCUAACUAACAUUCAGACAUUUCACAUGAAAGUCCAUUAUUUCAGUCCUCUGCCUGUAAGUCCAUUAGGAAGUGGUAGUAGCUCUGUAGCUGCCUCAGAACGAUGACAGAGUCUUGCUCUGAGCCAGCCAGAGCCAUCAGGGCCAUUGAUAAACACUCAGUGCAUCAGAUCUGCUCUGGACAGGUGGUGUUGACUUUGGCAACAGCUGUGAAAGAGCUGGUAGAGAACAGCAUCGACGCGGGCGCUACACAAGUUGACAUCAAGCUCAAAGAGAACGGGACAGAGCUGGUGGAAGUCUCUGAUAACGGACGAGGUGUGGAGGAGGAGAACUUUGAAGGCCUAACUUUAAAGCACCACACAUCGAAACUGAGAGAUUUCUCCGACUUAAUUCAUGUUGAGACAUUUGGCUUCCGUGGUGAAGCCCUGAGCUCGCUGUGUGCUCUCAGUGACCUCAGCGUGGUGACCUGUCAUGAAAGUAGUCAUGUGGGCACUCGGCUCGUCUUUGACCACAAUGGCCGUCUUGUCCAGCGAGCCCCCCAUCCCCGGCAGCAGGGGACCACCGUCAGCCUUCAGCAGCUCUUCUCCACCCUACCAGUUCGUCACAAAGAGUUUCAGCGCAACAUCAAAAAGGAAUUUUCUAAGAUGGUCCAUGUCCUGCAGUCAUACUGCAUCAUCUCUACUGGUGUGCGCAUCACAUGCACUAAUCAGCUUGGCCAAGGCAAGCGUAACACAGUAGUGUGCACCAGCGGGAGCCACAGCUUGAGGGACAACGUUGGAGCGCUGUUUGGGCUGAAACAGCUCCAGAGUCUACUUCCUUUUCAGCAAAUAUCUCCCAAUGAGAGUGUUAAAGAGGAUUAUGGCUUAACUGGCGAAGAACUUCCUAAAGACCUUUUCACGAUCUCUGGUUACAUAUCACAAGCUGAUCACGGUGUGGGACGAAGUGCAACUGACCGGCAGUUUUUCUUUAUUAACAAAAGGCCCUGUGAUCCAUCCAAGGUUUCCAAGCUUGUAAAUGAAGUCUACCACAUGUUCAACCGUCAUCAGUACCCAUUUGUUGCUCUAAACAUUUCUGUUGCUUCAGAAUGCGUCGACGUCAACGUCACGCCUGAUAAGCGUCAGGUAUUUCUGCAGGAGGAGAAGCUAUUGCUUGCCAUCCUGAAGAGCUCUCUCAUCGCCAUGUAUGAGACUGGAGUCAAUAAAAUCAGUCUCAAUCUCACACCACUAAUCACAGGCAUUUCUUCCAGAAAUAGUGAUUCUGCUGAUAGUUCAGAAGGUCAUCGAAAAGCUUCGCUGACCAGAUUGACUUCAGAAGUUGAUUCAGAGACUUUGACACAGACCCCAAAGACAUCUUUUAACUUAGCUGGACUAAAGGCAGCAUUUUCAAAACAGCAGGUUACUGAAAUUGGGACGAAGACCUCUAACAAUAAAAUUGUGCAUAAUGUUCCAGCUCCAAAAAAGAUGCAGUCUUUUUUCCAUUGCUCAGAAAAGACUAACUACAGCAGAUCACCAGAUACUGCUUCAGAAAAAGCAGCUUCACCACUGAAAGCUUUUAAAUCAGACUUAACCAAGCAUGAGCACAAGUUGGACAUGGAGGCAGAUUCAGGUAUGUCUGAGCAAGGCUCCAUCACAGAAACCCCAGAGACUGUGUGUGGAAGCAGUUCUGAGUUCAACUCUCCAGACUUGGUUUUAGAGGAACCUGGCAUUAAAACCGAGCCUUACAGUGAGUCUGUAGAUGAGGUGCAUGAUGUUUUAGAAACCUCAGAGCAAGAGACGGUGUCUGUUAUUGACCCUGGAAGAAUUUCUAGUCCCAAGGCAAAAAAAUAUAGGUGGGAUGAUGGGUUAUCAGAACAGCCCCAACUGCCAUCCUCAAGUGCGAGCGGUACUUCCUGUGGACUGUUUGACAAACCGGUCAGAGUGCAGAAGAAAACCGUGCCUUUGCAGUUUUCAAUGACUGAGCUGAUUAAAAGGAUGGAGAAACUAAAGACCCAGCAAAGAGGCCAGAAUGAUCAGGAGCCAAAAUAUAGACUCUUCAGGGCAAAGAUUAACCCUGGUGAAAACCAGAGUGCAGAGGAUGAGCUGAAGAAAGAGAUAAGCAAGGACAUGUUUAAGGAGAUGGAGGUCAUUGGUCAGUUCAACCUGGGUUUUAUCAUUACCAAGUUAAAGUCAGAUCUUUUUAUUAUCGACCAGCACGCCACGGACGAAAAGUACAACUUUGAGAUGCUACAACAGCAUACUGUCCUAAAUGGACAGAGACUUAUAAUUCCACAGAACCUCCACCUUCCUGCUGCAAGUGAAACGAUACUGAUUGAAAAUCUCGAAAUCUUCAAGAAAAAUGGUUUUGACUUCCUCAUUGAUGAGAAUGCACCAGUCAUGGAGAGAGUGAAGCUGAUAUCUGUACCUACAAGUAAGAACUGGACUUUUGGCCCAGGUGACAUUGAGGAGCUCAUCUUCAUGCUUAGUGACAGUCCUGGAGUCAUGUGCAGGCCUUCUCGAGUCAGGCAGAUGUUUGCAUCAAGAGCUUGCCGCAAAUCAGUAAUGAUUGGGACUGCGCUGAAUACCAGUGAAAUGAAGAAGCUCGUGGUCCACAUGGGGGAAAUCGAACAGCCUUGGAACUGUCCUCACGGCAGGCCGACCAUGAGGCACCUGCUCAACCUUGAUGUCAUUUCUCAGGACUGAUGCAUGAUGAAAUAUGUGAUUGCUGUAUUCAGUAGCAAUUCCAGCUGGAGCACAUUUGUGUAUAUAUGGUUUCCUGUAUAGACUGAAACACACACACACACACACACUCACACUGUACUGCCGUUUUAAUCUUUGUCAUUGCAGUGUGUUGUAUGUAAACAUUUCAUUCAACUUUCUAUCAUCCCUUCAUCUUAUUACGAAUUGUUUUUACAUGAGGAUUUCUUUUAUUUGUGCAUUUAAUAAAUAAAGAGCACUUCUCAG
This is a messenger RNA of Ictalurus furcatus (blue catfish), 3400 nucleotides long. It is a transcript of the gene pms2, whose product is annotated as PMS1 homolog 2, mismatch repair system component. Gene Ontology annotation, biological process: mismatch repair. The record is from RefSeq and is a predicted model, not a curated record. Gene Ontology annotation, cellular component: MutLalpha complex. The transcript has 15 exons. Lineage: Eukaryota; Metazoa; Chordata; Actinopteri; Siluriformes; Ictaluridae. Gene Ontology annotation, molecular function: ATP-dependent DNA damage sensor activity; ATP binding; mismatched DNA binding. Bases 566 to 3139 code for a protein of 857 amino acids.